AUGGCAUCGCGCUUGACGAUGGACAUCACGUCUGUGCUUGGGGCCAUCAGGAAUGCUCAGAGCAAAGGCUUUGGUAGUUUCUCGCCAUACAGUCUGGCCAAGAAAGAAAUCCUUGCCGGCAAGAAGCUGACUCAUUGGAUGUGGUACGUAUGGCCUUCCUUGCGUUUGGUGCGUUCAAACGUGAAGCAGCCGCAGUUCUUGUUGCCAUCCUGGGAAGCUGUGAGUGCCUUUCUGGACGACAACCUCUUGCGUUUCCGGCUGUGCGAGAUCACUGAGAUCGCGACUUCCCAUUUGGUGGCUGGAGUGUCUCCAGACACUUUGUUCGGCAAGCAGGCCAGAAUCGACGUGGCCAAGUUCCGAGAGUGCAUGCAAGUCUUUUUGGCCAGCAGCCUGGAACGCGAUGACCCCCAGCUGGUAGAGCUCUUUCUGAAGGCGCUGCGGGCGCUUCGAGCUCCUCAGCUGGACGCGGCGGUGAAAGCGGCACUUCCUAGGGCGGAGGUGGCGGAAGUGGAAGAGGUGCUGCGGAGGGGCGCUGGUGCUACAUCCUCCCUGCGGGAACGGAGGGUUGUACCGACGUCCCAAGAAAGGAAGCCUCCAACGCCGUCGCCGGCAGCGGCUUCCAAGCCCUCUAUCCAGAUCUUCGAGUUCGGCACUUCGGAGCUGUGGGACGUCUUGGAGAUGUCUUCCACGGAGACCGUGGGCUCCAUGGAGCAGAAAAUCCGUGGCUCCCGCACGUGGCCACGGAACGUUGAGCUGCAGCUGAUCCUCUUGCCCAGCGCAAAGUCGAACAACUGCAUCCUGCGCUUCACAGUCUUCACCCGCUGUGCUCGCGAGUUGGGGGAGGAGGACACCCGCUGCAAGUAUCAGUACUACCGCGCACAGUGUACUUGCCCCGAGAGUCAGCUGGAGGACUGGAUGGAGCACCGCGCGCGGGGCUCUUGCCAUUUGGACGUCCUCCCGGACCGCUCCACCGUCCACGUGAAGCAGUAA
This is a messenger RNA of Effrenium voratum, 990 nucleotides long. Lineage: Eukaryota; Dinophyceae; Suessiales; Symbiodiniaceae. The record is from the annotation of a GenBank genome assembly.